GUACUCCUUGGAAAAACGUAUUCAAACGCGCUUAAGAAACCCAACAAGAAGAACUAACUAAAUUGUACUGUAAAACAGUAAAAAUAUAUAAUGGAAUUUGCAAAAAAAAAUGAUAUAUAAAUAAAAUUUAAAUAAAUCAAUUAAUAAACAAUUAAGACAAAUUAAAGAAAAUUUAACAAAAAAACGCAAGCAUUAAAUUUGUUUGAACGGUAUAAAAAAGCAAGAAUUAAGGUUUUCUGUUUUUAAGUGUGUGUAUCGUUGUUUGAUUUUACGCAUUUUAUGGCGCCUCAGUAACAAAGAAAAAAUAAAAUCAUCAUCAACUCCCCCUAAAACUAUAAAUAUAUCGAACGAAUGUAAAAGAAAAAUCUAUUAAAAAUGGAGAAACUUUCAAUAAAAUCAAAUAACAAAUCAACCAACAAAAUAAAUAAAAGUUUCCCAUAAUCUUCAAGUGUUAAAGUUGUGUGAUAAUAUUUCAAAUAAAAGAAUACACAAAAAAAUAUAUAAAAAAUCCUUGAGAAAAUUUCUUUCUUAAAUAUUUAAAUUUUCAAUUAAAGUGUAACGGAAAAUAAAUUGUGAAAACAUCAAAGACAACAACAGCAACAAAAAUAAUGAAAAUAAUCAAUAACAAAAACCGUAACGAAAACAAAUAAAUUACAACUACAAUUGUUAAACACCUCCUUUGCGCCCCCCACCCAGCACACAUAGUUUCUCUUGUUCGUAAGCGGAAACGGAAAACCCAAAUCGGUUGUACGUACUUAAUUAAACUGACAUUCUUUUCGGUCUCUCUAUUUAAACUGAAUGAAAAUAACUGUAACUGGUUGACCACAAAACUAACCAAAAAAAAAAAAGCAAUGUUAUUUUACUCUAUGGAUAUUUUUUGGAAAAUUUGACAUUAAUUACUUAAACCAGCUAAAAAUCUAUUCCUUUUGCAACAACGGUAACACAUUGAAACUAUUUUGUAUUUAUUUUAGAGUGCGUGCGUGUGUGUCUUUUUGCGUAUUUUAACCUACAAUAUCUGGAAACUUUUUUUAAUACAUAUAUAUGUGUAUGUAUAACUGAGAGCACCAAUCAAAUUUUGCAAAAAUGUGUCAGUUAAAUCUAAGAAAAUGUUCAUGUUAUCCAGCAAUAUUUAAGUUAAUUGACUUCAAUAAUGGUCAGCACAACAUUGACGACAAUUGCUGCUGGAAAAACAACUAGUGGCAUUAAUAAUUUGCAUUCAUCGACAGCAACCUCAUCAACAUCACCUGAAAAUUACACCACAAUUGAAACCACAAAUCGUGCACAUUAUCAACCGAGAUCAAACUCCUCUUCAUCAUCGUCGCAACAUCAACAGCAACAUGUUUCAUCAUCAUUAGCAUCGCCAACAGCUACAGCAACAACACAAAAUAAUAGUUUUUAUUAUAGUCGGGGAGCACAUACCAAUGAAGUCAAAACAGCCAUAAAUGGUAACGAUAAUCUUAACGAUUCAACUGAAUUUAACCACAACGCUAAAUACUAUCAAAGAGAACAAAUUCAACAACAACAGCAGCAACAACUGCUAAGAGAGCAGCAACAGCAAAAAUAUUUUAACGGCAAAACGACAAAUGGCGAAACCACAAAACACGAGACCACUACCACAUCAGCAACAACAACAGCAGUAAAUUUGUCACAGGCCUUACUCUCACCCUCACCUCCCAUUAAAGAUCAAAUAUCAUUGUUGUUUCCCAAGUGUAGACCAAAAACCGCCAAUAACAAUUCCAGCUUAGAAUCGUCACCCACAGAUGGAAAUUCAAACGUGACGAGAGAAGAUCUUACAAUUCGUUCAAAUAGUAAUUUAAAGUUGAAUCAUAAACAACAAAACGGUGAAAUAGAAAAUCAAGAUUUGCAACAGCAAAAUAAACUAAAUACAAACAACCAUUAUUAUAGAAGUGUAAAUAUAAUUACGCAAUCUCCUCCUCCCCACUCGGUGUCUUCAAUAUCUUCGGAAUCUUUGUCGUCGGUGACACCUAGAAUUUCAACAAAUCCUUUUCUCUGCUCCACUUUGCUAGCGACAGAAGAAACUGAAGAAAAUAACAAACGCAGAGAUUUGAAACAUCAGCCAACUUCGGAAGAUAGCCGUAAGGUUACAGAGCCAGGGACCGAAGAAGAAGAAUUACCAGUGCCUAAUUACGCACCUUUUUACUAUCACACCUCCAACACUACUACUAGUCCGCCAACCAAAGACUUGCGUAAACAUAACGAAGACUUAAGGGAAAGAUCUACUAUUACUACCAGUCCCCCUGCAAAGGAACUACUACGUAAACAUAACGAAGAGCAACGUGAGAGACAAAUUAACGAAAUGCCACGUAAACGUUCUCAGUAUGAGCGUUAUCAUCACAUACAAGCGGUUAAUGGUCAAAACUAUUCCCGAGAGGAAAAGCCCUACAAUCAUCUAAAUCAUGCGGAGAUUUUAAAUGCUGUGCAACAACAUCAACGUAAUGUUGAGCAUCAACAGCAGCAACAACAGCAUCAUCAUUCUCAGCAGAAUGGCCAUCAGUCUUCAAAUCAAAAUCCUUUUGUUAAGGAUAAUUACUGGGAAACGAGACAGAAUACUACACCAACUUCGACUGUCUUAAAUUCUCCAGACUAUAGUGGCAAUAAUGGUUCAAUAGAAAUAGAAACACGUUCCCAUAACAGACGCUCGAUAUAUCAACAGCAACAACAACAUCAGCAACAGCCGACGCCAGAGCUACACUUAUCACAGCAACAAUCCCAACAGCAAUCAGCUUAUAUAGGUAGACAACAGCCUCCAGUAACAUCACACCACAUAAGACUAGGACGUAGUCCAAAUAGUGAUGCUACAUAUCAAGACACAAACACAACCACCAACAAUACAACAGCAGCUAAUACCACACAAAAACGUAACAACUAUAAUGCGCAACAGCAACAACAACAACAUAACCCACAGAAAUCCAAUCCUUGCUCUGAAGGCCUAACGCCCCUAGCAGCCCAAUAUCUUUAUGGUAGCAAAACUUCACUACAGGAAUCAUCGUUAAAUCAUCAAAACGAUUGGCCCGAAAAGAGAGAUAUGCUACACGAUCGUUCCGAACGUUGUUUGGCACGAGAACGCGAUCGUGAACGUGAGUUGAGAGAACAGCGUAGUAAGACAAUAAAUGUAGAACGUGAACGUGAUCGUUACAUUAAUGCCGCCUUAGUAAGGGAAUCGGUGGGUGAACAGACAACAAAUAAUGCAAUUGAAAUACGAGAUAGACGUGAACGUCAUUCGUAUUCAGCACAGCAACAGCAGCAACAUCAUAAUUUAGCACAGAAAUAUCAACAACAGCAUAAAUCGGGUCAGCAGUAUCAACAUCAUUCAACAAAAUCACAUCAACAGCAACAUAAUCAAUCUCAACGUCAAUUGAACGAUGAACGUUUAGGUGGCAACAAUGAUGUGAUAUAUGACGAUAUGGCAGAAAGUUGGCAAAAUUUACGCGUUACUACCGAUUCAUCUUCACAAAUCAAUAAUACACGUUCUCUUGUAUCGGAUACAGCAAAAUCACACAUUGAUACAUCAUCCACAUCAUCGGCAGUGAAUUCUGUUUCGAAAAAAUCACAUUUAUUAAGUGAUAUUAAGGAUGAUAAACAUAUUGUGACUGUUGGUAGUAAUUGUGAUGUGGAUACAACAACGUCGUCAUAUAAGGAGCAUCACAAUAAAUAUUUGGAGAAAAGCCAUACGAUUAACGUUGAGACACGUCAUGGUAUUAUAGAAUAUGAAGGUUCACCACGUCGAAUUGGACAAAUGGGCAACACGAAUGAUGUGGAGCAUAUUCCAAGAGUAAACAAUAAAUUAUCACAAAAUCUAACAGCCACAACAGCGGUAACAGCAACAAAAAGCAAUCAUCAUAAUGCUAUUGCUAUGACAACAGCAGUCGCAGCAACAACAGCUACAAAUGCGACAACAAAUUCUCCUAAACAACACUAUGCAGCAAGACCAGGUUUUCCACAGCGUAUCAUAUCGCCACAACGUGAGAGUACACCACCGAUUAUGAUGCUAAAUUACAAUAGCAAACAGCAACAACAGCAGUUGCAACAACAUUCACAGCAACAACAAUUGAACUCUCAAACGCUGCCACAACAGUCACCAAAUACUGAUAAUAAUGCUGAAGAUACCAGCAAUGAUGUUUCGGAAAUUGGUACAAUAUCUGAUCUAACAACACCAGAGGCCAUUUCAACAGCUAACAAUUUAUUAGUUGGCAGCAGUGGAGUUGGCUGUGCUGCCAGUGUUAGCAUUGGAGGUAGUGGUGCAGAACGACCUCCCACACCACCUCCAAUUGACAAGGACCUUGAGAUUAUUGGUGUCGAAAGAGGAACGGCCACAACAACCUCUUCCCUAACAACUAGCUGUACAACACCAACAACAACUGCUGCUAUUGCCGCCGUAGUAGCGGCUGCCACAGCGAAUUCAUCAGCAACAACAGCAACCGCCAACAAUACCACAACAAUGACACAUUUAAAUAUGGCCAAUGCAUCGAUGACAGCAGCCACAAUGAUGAACAGCAGCAGUAAUCCCUUGAGUAUACCAACAAAGUCAUCAACCUUUGAUUACCUUUAUGAAUUCUCGGAAACUCGCAAGGUACUUGAAGAGUUCUUUAAGUGUCCCUCAAACGAUGACAAGCCCAUCAUUGAAAAUAGCAGUGAUGUCGAUAGUAUUGAUAUACAAUAUGAAUUCCAUACAAAUCUAGGACGUGACAUUGAGGAAGAUGAAGCAGAUGGUGAUGCGGAAGUUGAAGAUGAUGAGGAUGAUAUACAAUUGGACGUUGAAAAUGAGGAUGAGGAAGAGGAUGAAGAUGAGGAUAACAAUGAUGAAACACCACAACAUCAUCAACAUUCUCAACAACAACAAAUGCAGCAACAACAUUAUCAUCAACAACAGCAUCAUACACCUUUACAAACCACCAACAGUCAUCAUAAUCAGCAUCAUAGUCAUCAACAGAAUAGUCAUCAUCAACAACAACAACAACAUCAACAUCAUGUUAAUUAUCGCAAUCACUUGCAGUCACCAACACAAUUUUCAUAUCGUCCAUACAAUGAGAAUGGCGAUGGCGAGGAUGACAUUGAUGAUGUUGAUAUCAAUCAUGAUAUUUUAGAUAUUAACGAACAUGAUGAUUCUAAGCUUCACCAUCAUCAGCAAGAUAUUGAUGGUGAAGGAGGUGGUAGCGGUAGUAUUAUAGGUAUUGAUGAACACAAUCAUCAUAAUUUCUCUUUAAUGAAUAAUCGCCAUAAUUCACGUCAUCACAAUGCACGACGUCAUUUCACUGGCAGCCCGUUAAUGCGUGACUUUGAUUUCUUUUUGGAUUCGGCAAGUCGCAGUAGUUGCGAACAAAUCGAUCAACAAAUCGAUGGCAUCAAUCAUAAUCAAAUGAAUACAAAUUCCCGACAAAAUUAUCGUUAUUCACCGGAGACAACCGAUUAUGAUUCGAAUUGUGGUGAUUUAGAUAGUCUAUCUGGUGAAUUGAAUGGUGGCGUUUCGACUUCGUGCUCGAAUUAUGCAGCUAAAUUUUAUGCCGCCUCCGCUAUGCCUAUACUAGAAGAUGGUCUCUCUUCAGGACACACAUCGGAUACGGAAAACAAUAACCAAAAUAAUUUAUUAAAUCAACAGAAUUCAACCAUUCACCACACACCCAUAGGUGGUGGUAUAUCCAUGUUAAUGGACAUGAAACGUGUUUCAACUAAUAAUAGUAUAAAUAGCAUGAAUAAUUUGACUAUAACGGCUGCUGAAAUGGGAGGUGUUGAGAAACUUAGUACUCUAUCGAACAAUAUAAUGCAUGAAACGUCCGCGUAUAUGCGAAAAAAUGAUAGUCCUAUUAAUGGUUUAAUAGAAGAUUCUGGCCGAGAUUCGGCUAGAUCAAAACCAGAAAUGAGAGAUUCACGAGAACGGGAACUGAUAGGGCAAAGUCCUCAGAGCGCGAUAAGCAAUAAUAAGGUGUUUAAAAAUAUUGAUCCAGAUUUGGAUUCUUUAUACUCAAUAAGCGUUUUUCAUCGUAAUGAUAUGGUGCAAAUGACACCACCACCACCGGCUCCUGCUCCACAUCGUAAACCCAAUGUUCUCUCGGCUGAGCCUGAUAUUUUACAACCAACACCUUAUAGAGAUAUGACACGCACGGGCACGAACAAUUCGAAUUCGCCCUCUAAAGUGAACACUACUACCACCUUGACAUCGACUAGCAAUAGCAGUAGUAGUGGCCUACAAACGAAUACCUCGCCAAAACAAGCUCAAACUAUUAAACGUACAGCACAACCGCCACCAUUGCCAGAACGUAACGUUCAACGUUCUCCAUCGCCUGUGAUGAAUUCGCCCGUUUGGCUGUCACGUCAUCUAGACGUUAGUGCCAGCAAUAAGGGCCUAUUAGAAUCAUCGUCUGAAAAUCAUUCGAAAAAUUUAAGUGCUGAUGAAGAUGAUGUUGAUACUGACUUAGAAACCGAUCGUCUUUUGGGACACCAGAGGCUUGAUGAUCAGGGAUAUUAUGAUGAAAAUAAAUCGUGGGAUCGUAAACCAGCGAGAUCUCUACUUUCGAAAAUCUCGCCUAAACAGGUGCCAAGCACCAAAACUCGUAAUGGUUACAAUGCCUUGUUAUCAUCAACGCCCGAAAUUCCACCUCCAAUACCGCCGAAAAAUUCAUCCAAUAAAUUACUUGAUAUUGGGGGAUCUCUAUCAUCGUCGGAGCACAGCGAUAAGUCGCCCAUCAAAUCGAUUGACAUACAAGAUUGUGGUUUAACUUUGGGUUCACCCGGUGGCUCUGAGGGUUCUGGUUGCCUCAAAAAGGAAAUCGACAAUGGCCUUGGCGCCACUAGUGGCAAUAGCAGUACAGCCAGCGGUAAUGGUGUAAAUAGUGCAACUGGCAAUACUGGUGGCAAUGGCAGUAGUAUCGGUUCUGGUUCCGGUAGUACAACAGGCGAGAAAAAAGUUAAAAAGAGUAAGAACAAAGAAGGUGGUGCAGUGUUAAUUGAAGGUGUGCUAUUUCGUGCAAAAUAUUUGGGAUCUACGCAGCUAGUGUGCGAAGGUCAACCUACUAAAUCGACCAGAAUGAUGCAAGCCGAAGAGGCAGUUUCUAGAAUUAAGGCACUGGCUCCCGAUGGUGAUGUACAGCCCAGCACCGAAGUCGAUUUAUUUAUAUCAACCGAAAAGAUAAUGGUUCUAAAUACAGACUUAAAGGAAAUCAUGAUGGAUCAUGCACUACGUACUAUUUCCUAUAUAGCCGAUAUUGGCGAUCUAGUAGUAUUAAUGGCUCGUCGUCGUUUUGUGCCUCAAGAUAUUGAUGAUGCCCCAAAACCAAAUCGAACACCCAAAAUGAUAUGUCACGUCUUCGAAAGUGAUGAAGCACAGUUUAUUGCCCAGUCCAUAGGUCAGGCUUUCCAAGUAGCAUAUAUGGAAUUCCUUAAAGCGAAUGGCAUUGAAGAUCAUCGUUUUGUCAAAGAAAUGGACUAUCAAGAGGUCUUGAAUAGCCAGGAGAUUUUCGGUGAUGAAUUAGAGAUAUUUGCUAAAAAGGAACUGCAAAAAGAGGUGGUAGUGCCCAAGGCUAAAGGUGAAAUUUUGGGUGUUGUUAUAGUGGAAUCCGGUUGGGGUUCAAUGCUACCCACAGUUGUUAUAGCAAAUCUUAUGUCUACUGGUGCGGCAGCACGAUGUGGUCAACUUAAUAUAGGUGAUCAAUUAAUAGCUAUAAAUGGUUUAAGUUUAGUGGGCUUGCCGCUGUCAACGUGUCAGACUUAUAUAAAGAAUACUAAAAAUCAAACUGUAGUGAAAUUCACCGUUGUACCUUGUCCGCCUGUGGUGGAGGUGAAAAUUAAGCGGCCUGAAACUAAAUAUCAACUAGGAUUUAGUGUACAAAAUGGUGUGAUUUGUAGUUUACUUCGUGGUGGCAUUGCCGAAAGAGGCGGAGUACGUGUGGGCCAUCGUAUUAUUGAAAUUAAUAACCAAAGUGUGGUUGCUGUUCCACAUGAGAAAAUUGUAAAUCUUUUAGCAACUUCAGUUGGAGAGAUACUGAUGAAAACAAUGCCUACAUCUAUGUUCCGCCUUUUAACCGGUCAGGAGAAUCCAAUUUAUAUAUAAACACAAUUUGUCAACUAAUGUCAUCUAUAGUUAAAAGAACAAAACUAAAAUUUCUAGAAUAUUUAAGGUACAUUACAAACAAAACAUAGUCUCUCGUAUAAAUAAAUAUAUACUCGUACUAACUAAUUAUAUACAUACUAUAUUUAAUUGUAAAUCUUGGUCAUGUACUAAUUAAUACAUACAUAAACACAACACUAACAUUUACAUAUAUGUAUUUAUAUAUAAAAACAUACUAACAAACUAUAUAAAUUGUUAACUAAAUAAUUGAAUUAAGCAAAACAAUUAAUUAAUUUGAAAUUGAUUAGUAUUAAAAUAACCUUUCAAAAAAUUCUAACAAAUUGUGUUAACAAAAAAAAUCUUUUUUUUAAAUAUAGACGUCCAUAAAUAGAGCUAAAAUUUUCAAAACAAAAAAUGCUUCAGAAGUAUUACAAAAAAAUGAAUACCACU
This is a messenger RNA of Lucilia cuprina (Australian sheep blowfly), 8512 nucleotides long. RefSeq names its product probable serine/threonine-protein kinase DDB_G0282963 (gene X11Lbeta). Bases 1151 to 8065 code for a protein of 2304 amino acids. Gene Ontology annotation, cellular component: dendritic spine; plasma membrane; cytoplasm. Gene Ontology annotation, molecular function: protein binding. The record is from RefSeq and is a predicted model, not a curated record. The transcript has 15 exons. NCBI's taxonomy places the organism in Eukaryota, Metazoa, Arthropoda, Insecta, Diptera, Calliphoridae. Gene Ontology annotation, biological process: chemical synaptic transmission.